UCGCUGCUGCACUGUUAUGUUGUUUCAAGAUGGCCGCGCCAUUGACAAACUUAUGGAAAUCAAGAUUUGCAACCAUAAAUCCACUUCUACGCAUAUGCAAGGGAAUGGGAUACAGCUAUAGGUGCUAUAGUUUUGCAAAGCAAUCAAUAGCACGUAUGCUCGAAAAGUCACUGAUUCAAGACAAUGUCAAAGUUAAGGGAUGGGUCCGAGCACUACGUGGACAUCGUGAUGUCAUCUUCUUGCAUGUCUCAGAUGGCUCCUGUGUCAAACCACUCCAGGUUGUGGCAGAUCCAAGUCUUUGUGGCAGUGAUGUGACCUAUGGGUGCUGUGUGUCCGUGGAGGGCAGACUGGUUGAGAGCUCACAUCCAGGGCAGAUGGUGGAGGUGGCAGCACACAGACUGCAAGUUUUGGGACCUUGUGAUCCUGUGGAAUUUCCCUUCAAAGCGAGGAAGAAGCACUCUGCAGAUUACAUCCGCACAUAUCCCCAUCUCCGACCACGCACAAACACCUUCAGUUCAUUGUUGAGGAUCAGGAGUCAAGCCACCAUGGCCUUCCACAAAUACUUCCAGGAAAAUGGCUUCUGUCAGAUCCACACGCCCAUCUUGACAUCCAGUGACUGUGAGGGAGCAGGCGAGGUCUUCUGCGUGGAACCUGCCAACUCUCAGCUGACACAACCAGUGGAAGGAGACCGUGAGGCCAAUCACUUCUUUAAAUGUCCAACAUACUUGAACGUAUCUGGCCAGCUGCACCUGGAGGUGAUGUCAGGGGGCUUUUCCAGAGUUUACACGUUUGGUCCAACGUUCAGAGCAGAAAACUCACGUGGACGCCACCAUUUGUGUGAAUUCUACAUGAUCGAAGCUGAGUUGGUGUUCACAGACACCUUGGAGGAUAUCAUGCAGGUGAUGGAGGAGAUGGUGAGGACGACGACGCAGACAGUGAUGGAGUCAGCUCAGGAAGAUGUUCAUUACUACCUGCAGAAUACAGGCGCCGAGAAGCAAAGGGAGACUGUGGAGGCAAUGGCAACACAGCAGUUCAAGCGGAUCACCUACACUGAAGCCAUUUCUCUCCUACAUGCCAAUAACAACUUCCAGUUUAAGGUGCAGUGGGGCGCUGAUCUGCAGAAGGAGCACGAGCGAUGGCUGACUCAGCACCUGGGUGAUGUUCCUGUGUUUGUGACAGACUUCCCUGCGCAGCUCAAACCGUUCUACACCAAACUCAACCCAGACAACAAAACUGUGGGUGCGGUCGACCUGUUGGUUCCUGGAGUGGGUGAGCUCAUAGGUGGCAGUCUGAGGGAGGACAAUUAUGAUACUCUGCACUCACGACUUGAAGCCGCAGGAGAACAAGACAUGUAUGACUGGUACCUGGACUUGAGGAAGUACGGCUCGGCUCCUCAUGGCGGCUUUGGCCUCGGGUUUGAGAGAUACCUGCAGCAUCUGUUAGGGACAGGCAACAUCCGUGAUGUCAUUCCCUUCCCACGCUCACCAGGGACCUGCAAGCUGUAGUUGACCUGUCACCAUCGACGUACUGCCACGUGUUACCACCCAAUAACAACCAAAGAUCAACACACUGCCAUGUGACACUGUAACGCAAGCUCCUCACAGCGAUAUCCCUUUCGCAGAACUCUCUAUGCUAGGUGGCUACAACCAUGCUCGGAGUUGAACUCGCAACCGACUGACCCUUAUGUUUACAAACAAGUGUUUACAAACAAGUGAUGACUGCUGUAACGUGGAAUACUCUUAGUAAGAAUGUUAGGGGGAAGUUGGUUGAUUUGUCUGUUUGUCUGUUUGUCUGCAAUCUCGAACCAAUCUGAUCAAACAAACACACAAAAAAGGUAAAUUCAUCUGGGAAAUACUGUCAGUCAUAAACCUUUUCAACAUUCACUAUCAUGGCAUUCCCAAAGACAUAAAGAAGAGUAUAAACGUUACUACGUUGUGGAGUUAGAGUUGUAAUGGUCCUGCCCUGCCCUGCCCUGCCCUGCCCACACUGGUGGCAGCGAUGUCACCGGGAGUGUAAGGAAGGUGUCACAUGUUGGGAAGGAGCUUGACUGAAACAUAGUGGGGUAAUGUGUGAGAGAUUCCUAGUGUGAUUUCCAUGUACUCUGUCUGUAAUUAGGGACAAGUCAUGUGACAGUUGUGUAUAUGGAACAUAGGCAGGUAGAGUGUACUAGUUGAGGGGACUGCUGGCUGAACAGUGAGCACACUAAAGACUUCAGGGGAUCCAGUGUUCAAUGUGCUGCAUUUUACUGUGCAGAGUUGCUUCCCUUAGUCACUCACACCUAACCCUACUUGUGUAGGCAGUUCCUGGGUGUAGAAGUGGACUGCCAGAUGGAGAUCUACUUAAUGCAUGUGAUGAAGCCCUCAUGUUCUGAAGUUUGGACAGACACAGAGCUGGAAAUGCUUUGUUGAUGAAGCACCUGGGUUUUGCCUGUUUUAAAUCCCAUACAUAGAGUAAUGGUAUUCACAGGUCUAAGAUAGGCCAUCUCAGUAAACUGCAGAUUGAUCCCUGUCAGACGACACUACAUAUUUUUAUUGGUUUAGAAUGAAAAUGAACAGAUCUAAAAAAUGAAAAAGUAUAGUUUAAUAGCAUAUGUACAAAAUAUACAAAUGAGUCUCUAAUAUGAAAAUGUUUAGUUGAAAACAUUGUUUGAUAAUUUCAUUUCACAAAAUGUUUCCUUGUUUUGCUUUAGAUGUUCACAACACGUGUGCAUAUAUUCCCACAUCACACUGAGAACAGAUCCAAUGUUUUAGAGGUGAUUGUUGCCCACGUGACACAUCUGUGUCCACUCAACAGGAUGUGUUAACCAAAACAAACAUGCUGCUGUACAAUAAACUUGUGUAUAUGUC
Messenger RNA from Haliotis rufescens (red abalone), 2846 nucleotides. RefSeq names its product probable asparagine--tRNA ligase, mitochondrial. Gene Ontology annotation, biological process: asparaginyl-tRNA aminoacylation. NCBI's taxonomy places the organism in Eukaryota, Metazoa, Mollusca, Gastropoda, Lepetellida, Haliotidae. The record is from RefSeq and is a predicted model, not a curated record. The coding region runs from base 30 to 1505 and encodes 491 amino acids. The transcript is spliced from 13 exons. Gene Ontology annotation, cellular component: mitochondrion. Gene Ontology annotation, molecular function: nucleic acid binding; asparagine-tRNA ligase activity; ATP binding.